CAGCCAAACCAAUUAAAGCCCACCUUUUUUUUUUCUUCUGUUUCUCUCGCUCGACAGUCAAGCUCAUAUACAGCUGAUUCCCCCCCUUUAAAUCUUAUAUUUCCAGGGGUUUGUAAGAAGAUAAGCUUUUCACUAAUAAUUUAACGGGUUUAAUCAGGGCAGUAAAAAGGUUAUGCCCGAUAUGGAAAAUGAAAGUUCCAAAGUCUCGCGAGCCGAAGAAAUAAAAAACCAGGCUAAUGAAGCAUUUAAAGCAUACAAAUAUGGUCAGGCUAUUGACUUGUACACACAGGCAAUAGAGCUAAACAGUCAGAAUGCAGUAUACUGGGCCAAUCGUUCAUUUGCUCACACCAAAUUGGAAGAGUAUGGUAGUGCCAUAAGGGAUGCUACUAAGGCGAUUGAAGUGGAUCCUAAAUAUUCAAAGGGUUAUUACAGACAAGGUGCUGCUUAUCUUGCAAUGGGGAAGUUUAAGGAAGCACUGAAGGAUUUUCAACAGGUCAAAAGGAUUUGUCCCAAUGAUCUUGAUGCUACAAAGAAAUUAAAGGAGUGUGAGAAAGCAGUAAUGAAAUUAAAGUUUGAAGAAGCAAUUGCCGUACCUGAGUCUGAGAGGCGUUCCAUAGCUGACUCUAUAGACUACCGUAGCAUAAUCGUGGAGCCACAAUAUUCAGGUGCAAGAAUAGAGGGAGAUGUUGUUACUUUGGACUUUGUUAAGAAAAUGAUGGAUGACUUCAAGAACCAAAAGUGUUUGCAUAAAAGAUAUGCAUUCCAGAUUGUCUUGCAAAUGAGAGAAAUGUUGCAGGCUCUGCCAUCUCUUGUUGACAUUAAUGUUCCUGAUGGUAGUCAUUUAACUGUCUGUGGUGACGUGCAUGGUCAGUUCUACGAUCUGAUAAAUAUUUUUGAGCUUAAUGGUCUCCCUUCAGAAGAGAAUCCAUAUCUCUUUAAUGGUGACUUUGUGGACAGAGGAUCUUUCUCUGUGGAGGUCAUCCUCACACUAUUUGCAUUCAAGUGCAUGUGUCCAUCAGCUAUUUAUCUUGCUAGAGGCAACCAUGAGAGUAAGAGCAUGAACAAGAUAUAUGGUUUUGAGGGUGAGGUCAGGUCCAAGCUGAGUGAGAGAUUUGUGGAACUCUUUGCCGAAGUAUUCUGUUAUUUGCCUUUGGCUCAUGUAAUAAAUCAGAAGGCUUUUGUCAUUCAUGGAGGCCUUUUCAGUGUUGAUGGGGUGAAACUAUCUGACAUCAGGGCAAUAGAUCGGUUUUGUGAGCCUCCUGAGGAAGGGUUGAUGUGUGAAUUACUUUGGAGUGAUCCGCAACCUCACCCAGGACGAGGCCCUAGCAAGAGGGGAGUAGGUCUUUCUUUUGGUGGAGAUGUGACAAAAAGAUUCUUGCAGGAUAACGAUCUAGAUUUAGUUGUGAGGUCUCAUGAAGUGAAAGAUGAAGGUUACGAGAUUGAGCAUGAUGGUAAACUUAUUACUGUUUUCUCUGCACCAAAUUACUGUGAUCAGAUGGGUAACAAGGGUGCACUUAUUCGAUUUGAAGCCCCUGAUUUGAAGCCAAAUAUUAUUACAUUCUCAGCAGUGCCUCACCCUGACGUCAAACCGAUGGCUUACGCAAACAACUUCCUCAGAAUGUUCCAAUAGUUAUACCCGAGUCAUGCUCCAUCUCAGUCCAAAUUUUUUGCUACAAAAUCUUUGCAAUUGCUCUGUGGUACAAUUUGUGUCUACUGCUCGGUUGUAUGAUUUUUCGCAAUACAAGAGCCAAGUUUGUUCCUGUCGAGGAGCUGCCGGAGAAGCGGUAAAUGUUGAUAAAUUCCCGUUGUGGUUUUAUGUUAUUGUUUCUAUUCAUUUCAGGCUUUAAUCAAAUCGAAAAGGAUGGGCAAAAUGCCGUUAAAAGAUUUAAAAAAAGAUGAAGAAACACUUGCUGGCAUUGGCAAGGAGUCUGCUGAUAGCAUUUAAAUAUAGGUGAUCUCUUCCGUCUUAUUGUAUACGUUAGUGUUUUAUACUUUUGAAAUUUUUCAAUAAAAUUUUCUAGUGUUUCUUGGA
Hibiscus syriacus is the source of this 2032-nucleotide messenger RNA. RefSeq names its product serine/threonine-protein phosphatase 5-like. Gene Ontology annotation, molecular function: protein serine/threonine phosphatase activity; protein binding. Gene Ontology annotation, cellular component: cytosol; nucleus. Bases 173 to 1630 code for a protein of 485 amino acids. The transcript has 13 exons. NCBI's taxonomy places the organism in Eukaryota, Viridiplantae, Streptophyta, Magnoliopsida, Malvales, Malvaceae. The record is from RefSeq and is a predicted model, not a curated record.